Molecule: messenger RNA, 3578 nt
Organism: Pelodiscus sinensis (Chinese soft-shelled turtle)
Lineage: Eukaryota; Metazoa; Chordata; Testudines; Trionychidae
Gene: TEC
Product: tec protein tyrosine kinase
Biological process (GO): intracellular signal transduction; protein phosphorylation
Molecular function (GO): ATP binding; protein binding; protein tyrosine kinase activity
Source: RefSeq, a predicted model, not a curated record
CCCCGGGAGGGCCAGGCUUCAAGGCAAGCUUGCGCCGCAAUAGCGGCUCUAGGGCUCAGCCUUCCCACAGCAGCAGGAGCAGCGCCCUUCGGCUCCAGCCGCGCCUGCAGUAUUUGAUAUUCAAUGGCUGGAAACGGAGCUAUCAAGUGGCUGAAAUGAAUAUGAACACUAUCUUAGAAGAGAUUCUGAUUAAAAGAUCACAACAGAAGAAAAGGACAUCUCCGUUAAAUUACAAAGAGAGGCUGUUUGUGCUUACAAACUCAAUGUUGACAUACUAUGAAGGUCGAGCAGAGAAAAAAUACAGAAAGGGAUCUGUUGAUAUUACAAAAAUCAAGUGUGUUGAAAUUGUGAAGAAUGAUGGUGCCAUUAUUCCAUGUCAAAAUAAAUAUCCAUUUCAGGUUGUGUAUGAUACUAAUACACUUUACAUUUUUGCGCCCAGUGCACACAGCAGGGAUCAGUGGGUGAGGAAUCUUAAAGAAGAAAUAAAGAAAAAUAGUAAUAUAAUGAUAAAGUAUCAUCCUAAAUUCUGGACAGAAGGAAUUUAUCAAUGUUGCAGACAAACAGAAAAAUUAGCACCUGGCUGUGAAAAAUACAAUCUUUUUGAAAAUAGCAUAAGGAAAUCACCUUCUCCAAUAUCAGAUACAAAUAAGCGAAGGCCUCCACCACCUCUUCCCCCACCUGAGGAAAACGAGGAGGAAGAUGAGGAAAUAGUAGUAGCAAUGUAUGAUUUUCAACCUACAGAGUCUCAUGAUUUGAGACUAGAGAGAGGUGAAGAGUAUACAAUAAUAGAAAAAAAUGACAUUCACUGGUGGAAAGCAAGAGAUAAAUAUGGAAAUACAGGAUAUAUUCCAAGCAACUAUGUAACAGGAAAGAAGUCCAACAAUCUUGAUCAGUAUGAAUGGUACUGCAGAAAUCUGAACAGAAGUAAGGCAGAACAACUUCUCAGAGAUGAGGAUAAAGAAGGUGGCUUUGUGGUGAGAGACUCUAGUCAACCGGGUCUGUAUACAGUAUCCCUUUAUACAAAAUUUGGAGGAGAAGGUUCAUCAGGAAUAAGACACUACCACAUAAAAGAAACAAUGGCGUCACCAAAGCAGUACUAUCUAGCAGAAAAACAUCUUUUUAACACCAUUCCAGAGAUAAUUGAGUAUCAUAAACAUAAUGCAGCAGGUCUUGUUACACGGUUGCGAUACCCAGUGACUCCAAAGAAGAAGCCUGCACCAACUACUGCAGGGUUCAGCUAUGAGAAAUGGGAAAUUAAUCCAUCAGAGCUGACAUUCAUGAGAGAAUUGGGGAGUGGUCUUUUUGGAGUGGUGCGCCUUGGCAAAUGGAGGGCACAAUAUAAAGUGGCUAUCAAAGCAAUCCGAGAAGGUGCAAUGUCUGAGGAGGACUUCAUAGAAGAAGCUAAAGUAAUGAUGAAGCUAACACAUCCUAAAUUAGUUCAGCUAUAUGGGGUCUGUACACAGCAGAAACCUAUUUAUAUAGUGACAGAGUUCAUGGAACAUGGGUGCCUUCUGAACUACCUUCGACAAAAACGUGGACACUUGAAUAAAGAUAUGCUGCUGACAGUGUGCCAGGAUGUAUGUGAAGGAAUGGAGUACUUGGAGAGAAACAGUUUUAUCCACAGAGAUCUGGCUGCCAGAAACUGUUUAGUGAAUGAGUCAGGAGUGGUGAAAGUGUCAGAUUUUGGAAUGACAAGGUAUGUCCUUGAUGACCAGUACACAAGCUCUUCAGGUGCUAAAUUUCCAGUAAAGUGGUGUCCCCCAGAGGUUUUUAAUUAUAGCCGAUUCAGCAGCAAAUCAGAUGUCUGGUCAUUUGGUGUUCUAAUGUGGGAAGUAUUUACUGAGGGAAAAAUGCCCUUUGAGAAAAACACAAAUUAUGAAGUGGUAACUAUGGUUAGCCAAGGACAGCGUCUGUAUCGGCCAAAAUUAGCUUGCAAGAAUGUCUAUGAUGUAAUGAUGAUGUGCUGGCAGGAGAAACCUGAGGGACGGCCCACAUUUGAAGAUUUGCUGCGUACAAUUGAUGAGAUAGCGGAGAGUGAAGAUGCUUUCUGAAGAGAGGAACAGAGGCACAAGAAUUCUACAGUACAACAAAGAAUAAACGUUGUAAAGACACAGAAUUAUUCUUUGAGCAUCAUCGUGCAAGAUUUUGAGUAUGCUGAAUGAAAUGUGGCGAGCCUAAGCAUUAUCAUUUAGCAUUUUCUCAACAGACACAUGGAAAAAUGAUUAUGCAUUGUAGAGAAAGAUGCACAAUAUAUUCACCAACCUGAGCAAUGCAUGCAGCCCCCAACUGGGGAAGGUAGCUCCUGCACCCAACCUCUUCUGCCAAAGACCCUGCCCCAUCCCUUGCUCUCACUGACUGGCCUGCCAACAUAGCUCCAAGCCCUGGGUGGUGCCCAGAGCAUCCCAAAGCCUGGGCCAGCCUGCAAGUGCCCCUAGCAGCCCCAUAUCUUGGCCAGCCCACCAGUGCCCCGAGUAUUCCUGAGGAGCCCUGAACCUCAGUCAAUCUGAGUCCAGACUGCUCAGAAGAGCUUUCAGUCUGAUGCAGUCCAACCUUGGGGCUGUGGCAGGAAGCAUUGGCAGAGGUUUAUGGAGGCUUAGUCUUUCCUAUUAUCUAUUGCCCAUGUUAAUCAAUGUAAGAACACUCCUAAGCUCCAUCAGAGGAGUCACCAUGAGAUUAGUAAAAGGUUGGGAUUGAUGCAUGGAGCAAAUGACAGGAUAUGGCCAAAGCACAAACACUAAGUGCAAUCCUGUGCAAGUGAUGCAUUUAGUGUUCAUGCUUAUGAGUUUCAUUUACUCUUACUGCCAGUCAGUAGUAGUAAUAGUCAAUUGUGCAUUUAAAAGCUGUGCUUAAAACCUAAAAGCAAGGUCAUUUGGUGAGGGCCACCUACUCCUAUAGCAAUGCUUCCAAAGGUUCUAAAUUAUUAUUUCCUCACAGUCUGUUGACUGGUGAUUUAUGCCAUAUACUAGGGCCAAUAUUCUUGCUAUGCUGUUAGUCUGUUUUACACACUCCCCUCAAUUUACUUUUCUUUGUGCGUAGCAAAGUACCAUGGUCAACAGCGUAGACCAAUGGCUCAAGUGCAGCACCGAAAGUCCUCUCUGUGGCACUGAAAGUCCUCUCUGUGGGACUGAGUCCUAAUUUAUUUUAUGCCAGGGACUGUUUCUUGGGACUUUUUCACCCAAAGAGCACUGGGGCCCAGUCCUGAGCCCAAUUAUAGUGAUGAACAGCACGAACUAUACAUCACAGCUGACUUUCAGUGAACUAUAUCACAUUGACUUUAACUAUUAAAUAAUUUAUAUACUCUUUGUACUAUAAAUGUAUAAUGUACACAUCUAUUUAUAUGAAAUGUAAGUGUUCCUGAAAAUGUUAAAACACAAGUUGCUCUAUUUUAGGUUACACAAAUAGUGUGAUAUAUGGUAUCUCUGGAUGAAAGAAAAUAUACCAUGAAUGUUGAUAAAAUGGCAGAUUUCUAUCAUUCUAUCGGUCAUCAGUUGUGCACAAUGAAAUAAGCUUUAUAGAUUGUAUAGCAAAUGUCAUACUACAGUAUGUGUAUAAUAAACCACAUGUUAAUUGUUUGGAAU